AUGCAGGCUGACACUUCCGCCGCAGCGAAAGGUGUGCCAGCUCCCGACAACAUGCUGUACGCUUUCGUCGUAAGCCGCCACGGCCAGCGUACGCCCAUCAUGUGCUGCAAGAUGCUGCCCAAGAACGUUCCCGAAGACCACGGCCAGCUCACCAGGGAGGGCCACGAGCAGACGUUCAAGCUGGGCCUGUUUCUGCGAGUCCGCUACAAGAGAUUCCUGGUGGCCGACGAGCCCGACCAGUUGCUGGCCACGCACGUGCGCCUGCAGCGUUGUCGGGAGAGCCUGAGCGAGACCGUACGGGGUCUUAACUUUCCCACGUCGACGCCGCUCGAGCUCGAUCCGACGCGCUACGACCUGCUCUUCCAGGCGAGCCUCAUCGAGAACAUCGACUUGGUGCUGCAGGCGCCCGUCGCGCCUCCCGGUCAGAGUGACUUCCCGUGCAUCGGAGAUCUGCUCGCUUUCAUCGCGGAGAAGACCGGUGCCCCCACGCGCGAGAAGCGGCAGAAGUUUCUCGUCAUGGACAGCCUGCUGACGUACGUGGCCGUCGGCAACCCAAUCCCCGCAUGGGCGCACCCGAUCUGGAACGUCUUGAUCGCCACAGAUCACAGGAUGUUCGGAUUGGCGCUUACGGGAAACGAGCUCUGGUACGCUGAGAACGUGCUUGGCGAAGUCGUGGAGACGCUCUCCCAGAAGUUCGAGAAAGGAAUCGAGCGUCCAGACAGGUUGCACGUCUUCUCAAUGUCUGACUCGAGCGUGUACUCGAUCCUCAAGCUGCUCGACACGUCGUACGACGACCACCCUUGCUUCUGUGCCAGCGUCAUCUUCGAGGUCUUCGAGGACGCCUCGAAAGUAAAGCGCGUCCAGGUUCUUCUCUCCACGAAGACCGACGAGGACCCGCAGUUGGUGGCGACGGAUAAACUGAAGAACCCGUGCGAGCUCAAGGAGUUCCUCGACUUUGUUCGCGGCAUCCUGAAGUCUUAA
Molecule: messenger RNA, 981 nt
Organism: Rhipicephalus sanguineus (brown dog tick)
Lineage: Eukaryota; Metazoa; Arthropoda; Arachnida; Ixodida; Ixodidae
Product: testicular acid phosphatase homolog
Exons: 2
Coding region: 1-981 (326 amino acids)
Biological process (GO): dephosphorylation
Molecular function (GO): phosphatase activity
Source: RefSeq, a predicted model, not a curated record